ACAACUCCCCCUUCCCCCUCAGAAAAACUGACGAACCUCUCCAGCGCGACGCUGCAUCACGCCCAUCCCGUCGGCAGCAUAAGAUAACUGUAUUCAUCGAGACUAUUAUCGUACACUGACGAACAUCGUAUUUCGCCUUCGAGGACCGCAAGAGUCCGACCGUGGGUGAAAUCAAAUCAAGUAGUAGACCGUCGACGGCUCCUGCCACUUGAAAAUUCUCCUCUGUGACCUCCUUGGGACGACUCGUCAAAAAAGGCGUCGCACGCUCUGUCCGUACAAAGUAGAGAGUCAUCCAAUUCAGGAACUCGAUCCAUUCGUACCUUUAGAGUGCUGGACACAUUGCCGUCGCGCGACAUCUUGGGAUAUCUACCUUAUUUCUGCCUGCGCGGUCUGUAAACCAAAAUACACACAAAAAGUUGUUGAUCGAGGGAAGGAGCGACCGGACGUACCUGCCUGAUUUUACUCUAGGAAAGAGCGUGGCACUCUUUUACUCUUGACUACUUCCACUUCCCGGACGUCGCGUACCUCCCCGCGCCCUCAGUAAACCUCUUCUUGAACAACCCUUCUUGCAGGCCGCAAAGAGCAAAAAAAGAAGCCCUAGCUACUGGCACUUCGUCUGUUUUGCUUCGAGCCUGCCCACCACAAUCCAACCAAACUAUCUACCUUCUUCCCAAUCGUACUUCGCUCGCAGACAAACUCCUGAGGAAAAACACCACAAUCGCCAUCGCCAUAUCUUAGUUGCCAGCGAGCGCCCUGCAGAAUGGCUGCCCCGACUUCUGCCGCCGCUGCUGUGGCGGAGCUAGAAGCCGCCCUCGAACCCAUGCAGAAUUACAAGGCUCCUGGUGUCACCGCCAACCGCAUUGCUAAUAUCACAACCAUCUGUGUCGACAACAUUCAGAAUGAGUCGGUUCUCAUCCAGAAACUGUAUACCACGUUCAAGAAGUUUUCUGCUCCUUACAAGCUUGGAGUCUUAUACGUGAUCGACUCUGUGAUGCGCAAGUGGCUUGACCAAGCCAGAGUGUCCGGCCAGCCUGUUGAUGGUUCUGCGAAAGAUGGAACCUUUGGCGCUGGUUGUCACCGAAUUACCGGUCUCAUGCACACCCUCAUCAGUGACAUGGUGCAGUUGCGCCUCGAAGGCCAAAAGGAGAAAUUGCUGAAGCUGCUCGAGAUAUGGCGUAGAGUUGCCACUUUCUCUCCUGAUGUCCUCGAUGAUUUCCAGCGGAAGAUCGAAUCUUCGCCUGACCCGAGUAUGUCACCAUCCCACCAGAUGAUCAACAAGCUUCAUCGCUUCCCUUGUGCUAGCCUGGGUUCACAAUUUGCUGACUCCUCUGCCCGUUCAGUUCAGUCCUACACGCCUGAGGGUAGUCCCCCACCAGGCUUGGUCGAGGCCAUGGGCUACAGAUCCAAAUCCGCGGCUCCCCCGGCUGUUCAGCCCCGUCCUGCUGAUGCCAAUAGCAUCAUCGCCAAUCUGGCCAAACUUACGCAGUCCGUCCAGAGCCAGCCUCAGACCCAGAGCUACGGCCAGCCGCAGAAUAGCCAGAGUCAGAGUAAUGGACAUGGCCAGAACUUCAACCAGGGUCACAAUUAUGGCCAGGCCCAUGGUCAUAUCCAGCCUCCCGCCCCGGCUCAGACUCAGACCCCCGCAGUGCCUCAGAACUUGCAGGACUUGCUCUCUAGACUCCAGAGCUCUACACCACAGCAGCAACAGCAGCCGCCGCCGCCGCCUCCUCCAGCUCCUGCCGUCAACCAGUUCCCCCAGGCUCCGUACUCUAUGCCUCCUUUCCCUGGUGGUCCCCCUAACCCAGCGACUCCGUACGCAUACGCUCAAGGCCAGCCCCAGGCUCCUCCUGUUGGUCUGCCGUUCCCAGGAGCUAGUUCUCAGCCUCCUCAGGGAGUCAAUGGUCAGCAAAUGGCUCUCAUGCAGAUGUUUGCCAAUUCGGGAUUCACCGCGGAGCAAAUUGUCGCAGCACUUGCGGCUGCCAGCAACCAAAACAGCGCUGCUCCUGCGGGACCGCCUGUACCCACGCCCUCAACCACAUCUACUCCACUCCCCAUCGCGGCCCAGAGUUACUACGGCAGCGGUCAGGGAUGGGGCGGUCCUGUUCAGCCCAGUAACACCAGCGAGGGAAAUGGCUACAUGCGCACCUUACCUGGAGCUGGAAAUGGAAGCAAAUAUGAACGUACAACCCGGUCUAGAUCGCCUGGCCGCCGUUGGAACUCGGGUGGUUCUUCUCACGACCGCGACAAUGGCUACGACUAUGGACAUCGCUCCCCCGAUCGAGGCCGUCACGACAGUAGAGACGGUCGCUAUGGUAGCGAGUACCGCCAGCGUAGCCCCCAUGGAAGCCACAGUGCUUCUCAAGGUGGUCAUGGUGACUCGCGCCGUGGUUCGGAUGCCAAGUGGGUUGAGUAUGACCGUAACUUGAAGCCUGGACACAUCAAGGUUCUGAGCCGCACGCUGUUCGUCGGCGGUGUCAACCAGUCUGAGCACGAGCUUCGUGCCAUCUUUACUCGAUUUGGCCAGGUUCAGUCUUGCAUCGUUAACAAGGACAAGCGACACGCCUUCGUUAAGAUGGUCUCCCGCGAGGAUGCCGUUCGUGCCAAGGAUGGCAUGGAGAUGCGUGCCAAUGGCAGCAUGCCGCAGAACGAUGACGAGUCGCAGCUGAGAACCCGCUGGGGCGUUGGCUUCGGUCCGCGCGACUGUAGCGAUUACCGUACGGGUGUUAGCAUCAUUCCUAUCAGCAAGCUUACAGAGGCUGAUCGCAAGUGGAUGUUGACUGCCGAGUAUGGAGGCAGUGGCGGUAAGCCCAUCGAAGAGGGUAUGGUCGUGGAGGAGCCCGAUAUCGAGAUCGGCAAUGGUGUUUCCUCCAAGGCCAUCAGCCGCCGCAUGCAGACCGACAAGAGCGGCAACCACGGACCUCGCUCUACUCGUGGUGGUGGACGCGACGACAGCCGCGAGGACCUCGGUCGCUGGCGCCGUGGCCGCGACCGCGACCGUGACCAGCGCCGUGACGACAAGAAGUUCUCUUCGGCCAACUCUCAGCCGCUUCCGCAGCAGUUCCCCUACGGCAUCGGUACCUUGCCCAACGGCAUGCCUGCGUACCCUCCCGGCUUCGCGUUCCCGGCCGCCAAGGACAACUGAGUGUUUCUAUCCUCCGCGGCCUCUCGGAUCCGCUGAGCGUUGUAUAUGGAAGGGGGUAUACUUUAUUUGCUUCUGCAUUUCGACGUCCUUUUGGACCCUCGCGAGCUUUGGCCUUUGGCCUGCGAUAAUCAUGGAUGUGUGCAUUGGGCCGGCGUUCAUAUGGGGGAGGUAGCUGGGCAAGGAUAUCAAGGAGAGAAAAGGAAAUACCCACACCAAAAGUAACUGAGCUCAUUUGGAGAGGAAAGGGGGUGGAUCAGGACUUUUGUUUUUUCGAUACCCCGCGCACUAUGAUGCUUUAUCGUAUCGUAGUCUUGCUGGCUUUUGGGCUUCAAGGGUUUGGUAAACUGGUUCUUGGUUGUAGGGUGAUUUUUCACUCGAACUCCCGUUGUAACGUAGCAAAAAGAAAAGGACCGUUUGAGUCUACAUCUGGUUCCUGAACCUUGGUGAUACCCUGGUGAUUUGGAUAUUGACAGUAGUCCGC
Colletotrichum scovillei is the source of this 3623-nucleotide messenger RNA. Its product is annotated as RNA recognition domain-containing protein. Bases 761 to 3142 code for a protein of 793 amino acids. Gene Ontology annotation, cellular component: U2-type catalytic step 1 spliceosome; Prp19 complex; U2-type catalytic step 2 spliceosome. Gene Ontology annotation, molecular function: U6 snRNA binding; pre-mRNA binding. The transcript has 5 exons. Lineage: Eukaryota; Fungi; Ascomycota; Sordariomycetes; Glomerellales; Glomerellaceae. The record is from RefSeq and is a predicted model, not a curated record.